AUGAGCAUGCGCACGAGAAGGCAAAAGGCUGGGCCCGAAGCUACGAGGGGACCGUCACCGCACGACGGGGGGAGUGAAGAUUCCCUGGCGGUCGCCAAUGGUUCCCUGUGCAAGAAUACACCCUCCCCCAGGCGGAGACGAUCCUGCACCCCCACCGCACCUGUGGAGAAUGAGGAAAAAGAAAAUAUAUUCCUCUUCUACCCUAAUCUAAUCGGCUACUUCCGGGUCUUCCUGGCAAUCGCAUCUCUCUACUACAUGCCCCUGCACCCGCGCACCUGCUCGCUCCUAUACAGCGUAUCAUGUUUCCUCGACGCCCUCGAUGGCGUGGCAGCCCGCCACUUCAAUCAGUCCACUACGUUCGGUGCUGUGCUGGACAUGGUCACGGACCGCUGCACCACAGCUUGUCUGCUGGUCUUCCUGAGCUCCGCCUGGCCGCGAUGGGCGAUCCUGUUCCAGGGCCUUAUCAGUCUGGACCUGGCGAGUCAUUACAUGCACAUGUAUGCGACUCUGACGAUGGGCGGUUCGGGACAGAGUCAUAAGAAGGUUGAUUCUAGCAGGAGCUGGAUCUUGCAUCAGUACUAUCACAACAAGACCGUCCUCUUCCUCUUCUGCAUGUUCAACGAACUUUUCUUCAUCGGCCUAUAUCUCCUCUCCUUCUCCUCCCCUACCCUCUCCCCCUCCCUCCUCCAACCCGCCCUAGGUGCCGACGGCCUGCCAAUCUCCUCAUCUGCUCAACCAGGCUCACCGGCCCUAGCCCCGCUGUCCACCCUCUUCGCCAGCCCUUGGAGUGCCGGAGCCCUCGAGCUCGCCCGUGCAAACAAGAUGGACAGCUUCUGGCCGUGGGUUCUCACGGGUAUCUCCGCGCCUGUCAUGGCGGGAAAGCAGUUUAUUAAUGUUGUGCAGAUGGUUAAAGCGAGUAAGUGGCUGGCUGAAGGGGAUAUGUUGAGGAGGAGGCAGAUGGGGAUAGCGGGGGCGGGGAGCAAGGAGCGGUGA
Paracoccidioides brasiliensis Pb18 is the source of this 993-nucleotide messenger RNA. RefSeq names its product CDP-diacylglycerol--inositol 3-phosphatidyltransferase. The record is from RefSeq and is a predicted model, not a curated record. Gene Ontology annotation, molecular function: CDP-diacylglycerol-inositol 3-phosphatidyltransferase activity. Bases 1 to 993 code for a protein of 330 amino acids. Gene Ontology annotation, cellular component: membrane; Golgi apparatus. Gene Ontology annotation, biological process: phosphatidylinositol biosynthetic process. The transcript is spliced from 3 exons.